AUGUGGUGCUGGAGCAGGGGUCUCAGUCACGGGGCCGAGAGGAAGAAUGAUGGUUGGAGUCGUGGAGAAAGCCACGGUGCCGCUAAGGUUUUAGGUCGCAAUCUCAGCAGUGGAAAGCAGCGGUUGCCUCGCCGUCGUGGCGUCACAGUGUUGUGGAGGCUUGGAUCUGUCGUGGAUUGGAUCAUCAUGACGGUCUUGCUUCUCGUGCUUUUGCUUUUGGCCAGGGUUAUUCAGAAAGCUUUGGUUGAGCGAAAAAAAAAAGAAUGA
Molecule: messenger RNA, 267 nt
Organism: Prunus armeniaca (apricot)
Lineage: Eukaryota; Viridiplantae; Streptophyta; Magnoliopsida; Rosales; Rosaceae
Source: the annotation of a GenBank genome assembly